AAACCCUCUCACGCAAACGCAGCAUCAGAUGUGGCUGCAACAAUCUAAAGUUUCUGUCGUUUGCUUUAAAAUCCUCCCGAGCAGGCGUGUUUGGUUUACAACCCGAAUUUCUCCAGGAUCACCUCCCACUCCUGUUCUCGCCCCGUGUGCGCGGGUGUGUGGGGUGUGUAAAUCCCAGCAGCUGCAGAGACACAUGGCUGCUGUGGGUGGGUGCCAGUGGGGUUUGUGGACUGCUGGAGGGCUUCCCUCUUGGAAAUCCUGGGAUUAAUGACACAUUAAGCCCUCUCCAAGAAAGUGGGUUGAAAAGGACAAAAGAAAGAAAGACAAAAAAAAAAGAAAGAGGCAGGCAGGCUGAUGGCUUUUCAUGCAAAGUUUAGUACUUCAAAAGUUAACUUCUAAGCGACUGCAGAUGUGCGGAUAAAACCUCUCUUGGACAAUAUGCAGCAGCCCUUUCCUUUCCAUCAGCAUCUCCAACUUGUUGCCUACUUCUGCUGGAUUCCCUUGUUGGCCAUUAGCACCGAGUCAGCUCCGUUAGCUCCCGAGUGCUCUCCGGACGGACACCGCAUCCUCCGCGACCCCCACCGCAGCACCAGCUUUGACUCGCUGGAGCUGCAGCGAAGGGAAACUCAGGACCUGGUUUGUGACCACUCCUUGCCCCCAGCAUGGUAUCGCUUCAUGAUCAACAACAGGCCAGCGGAGAUGCCAACCACGUGUGUCGAAAUGAAUAAAUGUGGGACGCAAGCUCCGGUGUGGCUGUCGCUGAAGUCUGAAUCCCUGCCGGUUCCCGGGGAGAGCAAGCGGCUCACAGCCUGUGCGACCUGGCAGGUCUCCUUUGCGGGCACCAAGGACUGCUGCCUGUUUCGGAUACCCAUCACCGUCAGGAACUGCGGCGAAUUCUUUGUGUAUCUCCUGCAGCCUACUCAAGGAUGCAUGGGCUACUGCGCGGAAGAAAAACUCACAAGCCUGGCUUUGCAACCGGUGAUAAGUCCAGAGCUUGUGCAAGGUCGUGUCCAGCUCAAGUGCAGUUACCGCCGUCCCUCCUCCAGGCCCCCGCCGUGGUACGUGGUGCUCUGGUCACGUCUAUCCCCUGCUGGCAAGAAGGAGCAGAUUCAGCGUGACACCACGCUGCAGUCGUUUUCCUACGUGGAGAUGAACGGUGUGAACCUCAGACUGGGAGACACGGUCUUUUGCACUGUCACUGCCUUUUCCAGGGACGUUCCUGAGCCACAGUCAUUGCCUGAAGAGAGCAAAGGUUUCUAUGCUGGGAUUAAGUUUGUACCAGAAUCGUUACAAAUUGCAGAGGAUGGCACAGAGUAUGUUUUGACCAUUCUGAGUACUGUACCCAUUGUCUGUCCUGGGCACGAUGAGUCCUGUAAAAUUACUUUACAGCUAAGUACUGAGGAUUUGGACAGCCAGUUCCCAGGGCUCUCAAACAUCGCCCUUUCGGCGUGCCGGGUGGAGCUGCCCUGCUCGGGAAGCCGCUGUGCGGCGGCCACACUGAUGGUGACAGCGGUGACAGACUUCGCUCAGGACGGGAACCGCGUCAGCCGCAUCGCAGCCCAGCCAGUCGGAUGGAGGGAUUUGCUCUGGAGGGCUUACACACCCCAGGAUGUCAAGGUCACAGUUCGAGACCUCCCAACAGGGAACUGCUACUCUUUCACUGAUCCACACAUUAUCACAUUUGAUGGAUGGCGCUACGAUAACUAUAAAAUCGGCACUUUCCUCCUGUGCCAGAGCGUGUCGCGGGAGUUCGAAGUGCACGUUCGGCAGUGGGACUGCGGCGGCCACCGCUCCGCCACCGCCUGCAACUGCGGGGUGGCCGCGCGAGAGGAGGGGGACACCGUGGUGCUGGACACCUGCAAUGGCCAUUUUCGGGAGGGCAGACCCCAGCUCACCAUCAAAAGCACCGAGGCGUCGCCACACGUCAAAAUCCUCAAGUCCUACGGGGGGAGAAAAAUAACAAUCCUCUUCCCUUCGGGAGCGUUUGUUCGAGCCGACCUGAGCGAGUGGGGAAUGGGAGUGACGGUGAGGACGCCGGGCAGUGACUUCAACAGCACCCGAGGUUUGUGUGGCCUCUUCGAUGGGAUCGGUGACAACGAUCUGAACAACAUGCCUGAGGAACACUUCAUAGAGGAGUGGAGAUUACCUCCAGGGAAGAGUUUAUUUGACAAGACUCCAGCACCUUCUGAGAGGAAGCAAAGGAAAAAUUACUGCAGAUGUCAGAAGGAAAGCAAUAGGUUUGUGCCCAUGAUAAACACACUGAACGCCUUCCAGACUCCUUCCCCUCAAUCUUCUGGUUGCCAUUACGAUCAGGUGGAUUACAUCUCCGCAAUCCCGUAUCUAGAUGUUACCUCAGAGUUUGUCGCUCAGGCAGAACCAGAGUCAACUUUGCGCAAAGAUGGGAAGCUGUCGCCCAAGUCUUUUAAUCAGAGAUAUCUGCCUAAACCAGUCCAAAAGCGAGGCAGCCCCGUGGACCAAUUAAAACCCUUUGCGCACCGUAUUUCCAUGGAAAAGAACAGUUCCACCAGCUCCACCAAACCGACACAAGACCUACAGAGAGCUAGAAGGCAAGGAGACUAUUACGACUACUCAUCCCUUCACCCAUUGCACAGCCCAAACCAGAAAGACUCGGAGAGCUUUGCGUAUUUUUUCCCAGAGGAUUACUUUGAAGGAAUUCGGGUUAAACUCCCACUGGCAUGGCCCACUCCCAACGGUCUAACUGCCACCAAAGCUCGGGAGAUCUGCCACCAAAUUCUUGCAAAUUCCACCAUUGGCUUAGUGUGCAAAGGUCUCCUUGGAAAACAGAUGGAUGAGGUGAUUGAUAUCUGCGUUUUAGAUCUGCAGCUCAAGGAUGGCGUGGCCCAGGUGAGGGCACUGAUAGCCCUUUUGGAAAAUGAAUGUGAAAGCAAAGUGCUAGGAAACAGAAACAGAGUGUUUCGGGUAGGAAACCAUCCAUCUGCUACCCAGGAGGAAAUCCUCACCGUCCUCAGGUGUCCUGCUUUCUGCAAUGGGAAUGGACAAUGUACGGAACUGGGCUGCCAGUGCUUUGAAGACUAUAGUUCCUACGAUUGUAGCAUUGCCAAAAGGCAAGCUUUGGAAAUCACAGGCUUAGAGAACGGAGGUCUCUGCGACAUCCGUGACUCCGACUGCACCAGGAUCCGGGUGUUUGGCUUCGGCUUCAAAGAGUCGCCCAACCUGCGCUGCCAAGUCACCAGGUUAAUCCAUCUCAAUGGCGAGUGGUUAUCAAGAGAACAAGAAACCACAAAAGCAGACUUUCUCAGCUCUGAGGCUGCUGAAUGCCGGAUUCCCCUCCUGAACAUCACAGAGACAGAGGCUGUGCACUUUGUGGCUGGUGAUGAGCCGAUCGCAAGAUGGCAAGUGAAAAUCACUAACGAUGGCUUCCAGUACAGUAACUCCAGAGUGCUGACCCUCUACGAUGCAGUCUGCCAGGCUUGCCAAUUCCAUCCAACCGAACUUUGUAAAUUAAAGGAAAAUACUUGUAAUAUAGAUGGACUUUGCUAUGGUGAAGGAGAGUCAAGCCCCUCCAGUCCUUGUCUUCUCUGUGCACCUGACAUUUCUAAGUUCACCUGGUCUAUUAAUGAAAACAACCUGCCUCCUGUGUUCCAGGCCCCCUCCAGCAGGCUGCUGACAUUUAUUGGUGAGAAUUUUGUUUACCAGCUAAUAGCGGCGGAUCCGGAAGGGUCGGCUGUGCUAUUCAUCUUGGAGGCCGGGCCGCGGGAUGUCAGGCUCUCUCCCGCUGGCCUUCUGAUCUGGAAAGUUGAUUCAGAAGAAACGCAGACCUUUGAAUUCACUGUGUCGGAUGAAUGCAAUGCACAGAGCAGAUACUCUAUUGAGGUUGGAGUGAAGCCCUGCGGCUGCCUCAAUGGUGGAACGUGUGUCACCAACAUUAAAUUCCCUCCAGGGCUUGGUGAAUACCUGUGCUUAUGUCCAAAUGGAUUUGAUGGAGAAUUUUGCCAGGAAGAUAUUAAUGACUGCAAAUCAAACCCCUGUGGCAGCGGAACAUGUGUGGACAGUGUGGAGAGCUACUUUUGUAUAUGUCCCCCUGGUCUGGGAGGUCUCAACUGUCAGGAAGACAGGAAUGAAUGUGAAGAGAGUCUUUGUUUUCCAGGAGUCUCUUGUAUUAAUACGUUUGGAUCAUAUGCAUGUGGAAUUUGCCCCAGUGGGAUGGAGGGAAAUGGUAAAAUCUGUAAAUCUGUGCUUGCCGCUGACAUUACAAAAGCUUUAAGCACUGAAGAAGGGAACGGCAAAGGUGAAUUGAACAAGACUGAGGUUAAGCAGCUACUGCAACCCUUAGAGGCAAAGGAUUCUUCUGUAAUUAAGAAUUUUAGCAUAAGUGAUAGACACGGCCAUGUGGCACCACUGUCACAUAUUACUACCUGCGCCAACAGGCCGUGUUUUCCUGGAGUGUUGUGUUUUGAUCGGAAACCCCCUUACAUUGGAUAUGUCUGCGGCCGAUGUCCUGCGGGGUUUUUCGGAAAUGGUCGAACCUGUACCAAAGUCCCCAGGCCAGUUUCAAGAUCUUCCCAAAGCUAUGUGCAUAUUGCUGGAAGAAAUACCGAAGAUGCUAGAGGCUCUCAUCGUGAAGAUGCUUUAAAGACACCAAGAAACACAUAUUCCCUUCUUUCCCAAACGCAAAUUCCACGACAAGAAACUACACACUUUUUGGAAAGAAACCCGCCAGUCAUAAACACUUCAUCCCUUACAAUGAAAAAGGAGACUUCCCAAGCUCGGAUACUGUCAGCAAAAAAACCUGCUAUGGAGUCCACAGAACCUGAGAAACAAUCUUUUCUUGAAAAAAGAAGCGAUACCCAGAGUUUCAUUCUGCACGAGGAGCCGGAGCUCCGAGUCACAAGUUCCGGUGUGACAACCCACACCCCUCUCUCUGCCAAACCACACAAACCAGGCACAACCCCGACUGUCCCUUCUCAUCGCAACACAAAUGCAAGUUCAUUCUUUGCAAGGCCACGUGUUGUUCAGCAACCUCAUCCCAAGCACCGCUAUUCCCCCAGAAAAUGGCCCGGUCGAGCCACAGUGUCAAACACUAAACCAUCCACAGAUUUCCCAACAGAGCAACCGGGAGCAUCUCCUUUGGCAACACGUCUCACCUCCCCUUCCCAUUCAAUAGGACCUUCCCUCGGUGCAGCUCCCCCGAGUGCUCGUGUCCCACCAGGGUCUGGUGUCCCACCAGGGUCUGCUCCCCCAGCCAGAAAGUCAUUCCACACAGCGAUGGGUCGCGUGGAACUGCCGAAAACCAGCGGUGGGACGCACCAGAAAGCUGUCUGCGCCGAUACACCGUGUUUUACCGGUGUGAAGUGCGAGCCGGGCGAAGAUGGAGGAUCUAAAUGCGGGUCUUGUCCCAGUGGAUACAGUGGAGAUGGAAUUACCUGUGAAGUGCAGUGUGAUCCACCAUGUGAGCAUGGAGGGACUUGCCUGUCUCAAAAUACUUGUUCUUGUGCUUAUGGAUUUGUUGGCCCUCGAUGUGAAACAAUGGUGUGUAACAGGCACUGUCACAACGGCGGGGUCUGUGUGUCACCCGAUGAGUGCAGGUGCAGCAGUGGAUGGAGCAGCCCUUCUUGUGACACAGCUGUGUGCAAUCCUGUGUGCUUGAAUGGAGGAGUCUGUGUACAGCCAAAUAUGUGUACGUGUCCUUAUGGCUUCUAUGGGCCACAGUGCCAGAGAGCUGUUUGCGUCCCCCCUUGUAAGAACGGUGGUCGCUGCGUUCGGCCCAACGUGUGCUCCUGCACCGAGGGCUACGCUGGAAGAUGGUGUCACAAAAGUGUCUGCGAUCCCAUGUGCAUGAACGGAGGGAAAUGCGUUCACCCGAACGUCUGUGAUUGCCCGGCUGGCUGGAGGGGACGGCGCUGCCAUCAACCUGUCUGUCUGCAGAGAUGUCUGAACGGCGGAGCGUGUGUAGGUCCCAACAUCUGCGAGUGCGCGGGAGGAUGGGGAGGAACGCUCUGCCAGACCCCACUUUGUGAGCAAAAAUGUCUAUUUGGAAGCAGAUGCAUAAGACCAAACGUCUGCGCUUGCAGAAGUGGCUAUACUGGUUCAGCAUGUGAAAAGAAGCUACGACCUGACAUCACUUUACAAGACCAAACUGCUGAAGACUGAAGGUUCAUGAAGGCAAGUGACAUGAAGAAACAGCAGAGAUUUUUCUGCAGGAGAUAAAAAUGACUGAAGCACCAUUCACAUACAAAAUUAAACACAAACCUGGCUUUAUUCUCUAUUUCUUCACACAAAACAAGAUCUGGUUUUGCAACUUCUACUUGGAAACAUCUUAGAAGAAAGAUGCAAGUCAAGACAUAAGCAGUGAGUUAAACAGAACUGGUUUAUAGACAGUAGCUAGAAAGAUCAAGAUGGAAAACCAUUGGUUAUUGAAGUUAUGCAGGUUCAGGCUAUUGAAAAUAAAACAGUGUAGUAAAUUGGGGUGGCAUCUGAACAAGGCAAAAGCAUAGAGAUUAAUACUGACAUAAGGAUAUAUAGAUAUUACAAAGUAAGCCCAGAACAUUGAUUUCCCUUUCCUUAAAGAAAUGGAAUAGGAGGAAAGGAGUGAAUCCAAAAUAACCAAAAGAAAGCCAAGCUCAGGAUCAAGGCAGCAAAAGCUGGGAGUGAGUUUUAAGUUCUGUGGGGGGAAAAAAAUCAAACCAAACACCACAAAAAACACACAAAAUAAUAAUAAUAAUAACAAUAACAAUAAUAACAAUAAUAAUAAAACCCCACACAAUAACAACAAAACCCAGAACCCUGAGCAAGGUUAGAGGAGCAGCAGAAAGGAGCUGAGGGAUGGUGGCAGAUAGGAUCUAAGUUAGCAGAUAUUACACUAGAGACUGCCUGGAUUUUAAAAAAGAAAGAUAGAUAAAGGGAAUUCAUAUCAAAUAAUAGGAAAUUAUUACGGACCUAUAAAGUGGAUUGCAGUCUAUAGCAGAAAACGUUUAUGCGUGAACAGAAAUCUCUUUAAAAGUUUAAAACAUUCAUCAUGAAGGGGCUGCACAUAUGCUGAUCUUAAAACGAAGGGUUCUAUCAGUGGAAAUGCUUAUAAAAUCUGUCUAAUCACGGUACCUGUUGUGUCCUUAAAUAACUGAGAGAAUCAAACUCAAACCCAAUGAGUUAACUUGAUAUAAUUAAUCUGUAGACACCAAACACCUGGGUCUGCAGGAUGGACACAGAUCCACUGCUCAAGUCUUUUGGAAAUGUUACGGCUCAGACAAAGAGAACUGCACUUGUAUAAACAAGGUUUCAACACAAAAAUAAACUACUAACUGAAAAGGGCCUCAAGGGAAAUGUUAAAUUGUUCUUCCACCUCAAACGCUCCUGAAACUAUUCACACAGCAGACUGUAUGGAAUAAGGAAAAUGGACUUUAUACUGUGACAGGCCAGUCAUCACAACAGAAAGUGAUGGGAUUUAAACAGGGACUUGAACCUGAGUUUUCAAAGUCCAAGUCCUGAGCUGCAUAUUAAUGAACACACAAUUUCUAACAAACUAUACACAAGAACUGGACAAACGAAACACACCUGUGAAUUUAAGAAAUUAAGAUGCAACAAGGCGAGUGACCUUCCAUAGGUCUGACAAGACGCUUCUGCCAGACUGAACCAGCUGCCUCUGCCAAUGGCCGUGAGCUGAGAUCCUCCAGGAGACCCAGGAGGCGGCAGAUGGGGAGGUCUCCAUGGCCUGAAUGGGCAGAUGGAAGAGAAACAGUUCCCAGUAAGGUCAAGGGGAGAGCAGAGGCAGCAGCGGCUGUGCUUACACAGCUUUCUGGAGCUUGUGGCCUUCCUAGCAGCCAGUUCUACCAACUCAGACUGAGCCUAUUCUGACACAACCUUAGGGCCAAGAGCUGAAUGCAAAAUUCUGAAGUCCCAGACCGAUGCUCUUAUAAUAAUGCCAUCUUUCUUUUUUAAAGAUAGAUUUUAGUUUGGUCUUGCUAUAUUAAAAGAAAAAAAAUGACCUUACUACAUCAAAUAAGUGAUGUUGAACACUACGCAAAAGACUUAACUCUUUCAAAGCCUGUGUUAAGGUGACAGGACACCACAAGGCAACGCUGCUACUAUUUAGUCCACACUUCAGCUGAAAUAAACUUCAGAAAGCAAAGCUCAAGCUAUUUUAAACCCAUUUUAAUACUUCAGUUGAAGUAUAAGAAUCUAAACACACUUUUCCACUCAUCGCAGUUAAUAAGUAAUCUGAGAACUAAUAAAUUUUCCAUAGAUGUGUGAGGAAUUAUCCCUGUGCUUGAAGGGGAGAGUUUUGUGCCAGCAGCCUGGCACUACGAACCACUUCUAAGGUUUGUGUAGUGCUUUCUGGCCAUCAGAAGAAAUCUUAAUUUGCAAUUUUAGCACUGUAUACUGACAACUACAGCACUGUGAUUUGUUACUACCUGAGAGUUCUGGGGAGUGUUUUGCCCAGAUGCUGUGGGCCAAGUCCUGUCCUUGGGUGCUCGGGCACAGCAAACGCACCUGCGGACUUGAGGGUUAAAUUGAGAUGAAGGAGAAAAGGCCACAUGAGAUACCGAGUUCCACUUUGGGUCAUUUCAUGCUUGGAUUUGUAGUCAGUAGCUUUGAAUUUUCUUAGUUAAGAGAGAGCACCUGCAAUAUACUCAAUUUUAUGCAAGUUAGGUGUGCUCAUGGAUUUGUAGUACGCUGAAGUAGCUCCUAUCUGUGCAGAAUUACUCACAGAAAUGGGGAAAAACAUAAAACAACACCAAAACAAAUUAAGCAAGAGUUCAGAAAGCUUUCUGCUUAAUUUUGAGCUCAAGCUUUCUCAAAAUGAAGCAGUCUCAUGGCCCUCAUCCACAGAAAGGAAGCGCCUGGAGCAGAAUCCCGUCUGACUGCACAGCUGCAGGGAAGCGUGAGCUGAGCCUGCCCUACCAAAGCCAGGCCCAAAGCACAACACUUACAGCUCCUUGCUUAACUACAGCUCCCGACGGCCCCUCCACAGGCUUUUCAAUACCACCUUAUCUACGCUGGAGUUUCAGUUAGAGAUGCUCUUGCCCAUAUAUCCCAUAGCCAAGGGGUAUCACGUCAAGGAAACAUUCCAUGUCCAGACCCAAACCCACCUGCAUUUUCUCCUUGGCCUCCCAGAGAGGGAACGUGCAGGUAACAGAACUAUUCUCUAUAGCAACUCAAGAGCUGAAGUAGCAAGCAAGUGAACACUCAUAAAAGAGAGAAUUUCUUUGAUUUCAAAAGCUUACAUUCUUUAUAAUGCCACAGAAACGAAGUUUGAAGAAGAUAAGAACCUGUCACUGAGUUCUAGGCUGUGGAUUUAUCAGUCUGCAAUAGCAAAUUAAAUACUUAAAAUUAUUUGCAUAUUAGAAAGAUGUCUAGUCGGCACUGGGAUGUGAAGCCAGCACUCCAUGCAUUUUUAUCGAAAAGCAUAGUGUCACUACUGAAUAUACCAUACAAACUAUGCAGAGACUACGUCACAUUAGCAAAAUUACAGCAAGAGUUAUCAAAGACAAAACUUAAAACAUGAUUAAAUAAUACACUUCCAUUAAAAAUUAUAAAAUGAUUGCUUACUUCUCUUUGGUAGAAAUAACUACUGGAGAACACAAAUCCAUCUGGACAUUUUUGGGGCACAAUGCUCUUUCUUUUUAAUUAGCGGUUUAUAGGUAAAACAAAGUACAACUCAAAGAGACUCAAUCAGAUCAAGCUUGGCCUUUAAAUUUUCCAAAAACUAGUUUAAUAUUACUGUCUGUUUUAUCAUUAUUUUAUCAAAUCAUCAACAAAAUAGAAAUAUAUAAACUUUAUCUUUCUAAUUCUGUAAACAAUAUCUAGUGGUGAAAAUAUGCCAGCUCAGAGCACCAAAACUUGGAAUGGACUUGAAUCAAAAUAUAUAGGGAAAAAAAAUAUAUAUGUUUAUAUAAUCCAUCUUCAAAAUGAGAGAAAAGAAAUAGAUUUUCCAGUCAAUAUGAGAUUUCAAAAUGUAAAGCCCUAUAUGGUAUAUUGUCGGGGAUUGGCUCAAGGAGCACAGACAUGAGUCCACCAAGCAACUGUACGAGCAGAGCCCAUUUUAGUUGACAUAAGUAGGCCUUAGUUAGCUUGUCUAUUAGGCCGUGGGAAAGGGGGGAACGGAAAAGUACUAACUAAGGCAGGGUCAGGAUAUUUUUGAAGAGAUAAGAGUCAGAAGAAUGCGGGAUGCGCAUAGCUAGCUAAACCCAAGUAGGUAGAGUAAGUAAAUGUAACCUUUUAGUGCUUAGCCUAUUAGAUAGAGACAAGUAUGCAUAAUUAUGGUAUUUGGUAUAAAUGCACGCUAUCUCGGGCAAUAAAGUUGAAGUAUGCUU
Molecule: messenger RNA, 10292 nt
Organism: Columba livia (rock pigeon)
Lineage: Eukaryota; Metazoa; Chordata; Aves; Columbiformes; Columbidae
Product: von Willebrand factor D and EGF domain-containing protein
Exons: 29
Coding region: 439-6132 (1897 amino acids)
Biological process (GO): anatomical structure development
Cellular component (GO): cell surface; extracellular region
Molecular function (GO): signaling receptor binding; calcium ion binding
Source: RefSeq, a predicted model, not a curated record